Messenger RNA from Protopterus annectens (West African lungfish), 1561 nucleotides. Its product is annotated as nuclear factor 7, brain-like. The transcript has 4 exons. Gene Ontology annotation, molecular function: protein binding; zinc ion binding. The record is from RefSeq and is a predicted model, not a curated record. NCBI's taxonomy places the organism in Eukaryota, Metazoa, Chordata, Ceratodontiformes, Protopteridae. The coding region runs from base 51 to 1163 and encodes 370 amino acids.
UUCAUUUCCUGCUAAAUGAAAGUGAAACCGUGAAGCAGACUUUAUUUACAAUGGCAUCUAGCAAACAAGCUGAAGCUGUUCUGGAGGAAUUAAUCUGUCCGGUGAGCCUUGAAGAGCUAAAUGUUCCAAUGAUGCUAGAGUGUGGACAUCACUUCUGCAGGACGUGUAUUGACCAAGUCUGGGAUAGAGAGGAAAAACCUUCCUGUCCUGAGUGCAGAGAGGAAAACCCAUCCAGAAAGUACACACUGAACCGGCUACUAGCAAAUGUGAUUCAAACGUUGCAUAAACAGAGUCCGAAAGAAGUACCAGACCUUAGACAGAAAGACAGUGAUCUUCUCUGUAUGAAACAUGUUAAAAGGCUGGAGUUGUUCUGUGAAAGUGAUGAAACUUUGGUUUGUUCAUUGUGUGUUCCUGAUCAUCGCUGCCACAACUUCCUGAAUGUGCAGGAAGCAAGCAGUAAGUAUAAGAGUGUCAAGAAUGAAACAGAAAGGAAGAAAUAUAGUCAGGAAGUGAAAACUGAUGCUGUAGAACUGAUUUCUGAUGAUCUGACUCGGGGGGUGUACAAAGGUCCUCUACAGUACAAGGUUUGGAAGGAAAUGCUGUCCGCCCUCAUCCCAGGUUUGUCUCACCUAAGCCUAGACCCUAACACAGCCCAUCCCCUGCUCAUUCUCUCUGGGGACCUGACCAGCGUAAGAAGUGGUGUUGAAUGGAAGCAGCUCCCUGACAUUCCUGAGAGGUUUGAUGUAAAAAAAAGUGUGCUGGGAUCAGAGGGAUUCACAUCAGGGUGGCACUACUGGGAAGUAGGGGUUGAGAACAAGACUGCAUGGGAAAUAGGUAUUGUCAGAGAAUCGAUCAGCAGGAAGGGAUUCAUCAUCAGAACACCAGAGGAUGGAUGGUGGGCUGUACGGCUGUGGGAUGAGAAUAACUAUUAUGCACUGGAAUCACCAUGCAAGCACCUCACCCUAAGUGUGAAACCACAGAAGGUCGGUGUGUACCUGGACUAUGGGGGGGGGCAGGUGUCAUUUUAUAAUGCUGAUAACAUGUCCCACAUCUAUACCUUCACUGACACAUUCACUGAAAGAAUCUACCCUUACUUCUGCCCUGGGUUUAAUGAUGAAAUUGAAAAUGUAGCACCCCUAACUCUGUUUCACCUGAAACUCUAAUGUGGACUUGCAUGCACCAUAGAUCACUGAAAUGGAAACGGUUGCCUUUUCAAAUGUCUGUAUGAUAAAUAACGCAUACUAUAUACAUAUUAAAAAUCACACUUUAUUGCAGGUUAAAUUUAGCAAUGACAUACAUAUACCAGAACUUCCCCAAACAACAGUUUAUAUGUCUGAAUAUUUAAUCUCUGAUAUAAAGUGGGUUCUUGCUGAAUACUGGUUGUCAUUCUUAUAUCAGUUGAGGUUAAAUAAUAUUGUUAUAUAAUUCUCAGUGAGAAAUAACUGCAUUACAUCCUAAAAAAAAGACAUCAAAUACAUGUCAGCUUGGAUAUGAACAUAGUUGUUUAAUAGUCACAUGUCAGAAUAUUUCUCAUUCGAAAACACAGAAUACAAAUGGAAUC